UCUGGAUGAGAAGAACAUCUCAGAUGGUUUAUUAUAUGGCAUUUUAAAGUACUCUAAUUGGAAUUGUAAAAUAGAAGUAAAGGACAAGACAUUAUUUUACAUAAUAUCUUCUUUUUGUUGUUGUUCUUAAAAAUGCAAGAAACUCUUUUUGUAUUUUUGUUAAAACUAUACUACAACUUUCAGAGUUUUCAACACCUGGCCGUCACAGACGCUGUCUGCAUCUUUCUGCCUUUUUCCUUCAUAGGAGCUUUUUUUCUGUGCAUUUAUGAGUACAUUGAGGCUUUAAUAGAUUUCAUUUUUUCAUCUAUGCAAACUGUAUUUUGAAAUAUUUGUGUAUGUAUAUUAGGAAUUGGGUGACUUAAAAUGGCAAAUGAAAAUUACACUGUGAGCAAUAUAGACAGCUUUAUAAUCACUGGAUUUGAUCACCUGCAGAACCAAAAGCUCCUCGGAUUCCUCAUCUUAAUAACCUACAUGCUCAUAUUGCUUGGGAACAGCAUCAAUCUGUGUAUCAUCAUGACUGACAGACAUUUACACAAACCAAUGUACAUAUUAAUCUGUAAUCUAGCUGUUGUUGAUAUAAUGUUCUCCUCUACCUGCAGCACAACUAUGAUCUCAGUGUUGCUGGCUGAGAUUAAAACUGUCUCAUACUACUCUUGUAUCUCAAGGACGUUCUUCUAUCAUCUUGGUGAUUUCACAGAGGUCAUGGCUCUGACUUUAAUGGCCAUAGACCGACUUAUUGCAAUUAAGCUUCCUUUAAGGUAUCACAGCAUUGUAACAAAUUCACGAACAUUUCUGUUUAUUUUUGUGACCUGGAUCGCUGGUUUUGCUGUUUUGGGUUUUGUGAUAUCAGUGGUAGACAGUGUCCCAUAUUGUCAGCCUGUCAUCAGAUAUGUGUUUUGUGACUAUGCUUCCAUGAUCAGAGCUGCUUGUGUCAAUCCUGAGCCCUAUUUUUUCUUACCUGUAAUGUUAAGUCUGUGGCCAAUGUGUGGACAAUUUCCCUUUAUUUUGUGCACUUAUGCUGUUUUGGCAUACAGUGUGAACAAACUCUCUAACUCAAGCAGAAAGCAAAUGAUCAACACCUGUUUGAGUCACCUCAUUGUCCUGCUCAGUUUUUAUGCACCAAAGCUUGUUUCUAGCAUACUAACUCGAAUAGGAGUUGUACUAAAUUUAACAGAGCGAAACGCCAUUGUGAUUGUAGCCUCUCUAGUUCCUCCCUUAAUAAACCCCACUGUUUACUGCACCAGAACUAAAGAGAUCAGGAAACGAUUAGCAGAUAUAUUCUUGCGCAAAAAAAUAGUACCAAAUCAUUUAAAGUCAUUAUCAAUAGCUUUAUCAUCUUAAUUCUGAUUGUGAUGAUGUUGCUGCUGCUUGUUUUGAUCGUGUGUUUUGUGAUGCUGUUGCUCAUGUUAGAUACUAUAAACCAAAGCAUAGACAUGCUGAUAUUAAAUUGUUUGUUUUCAAAUAAAGUAAAAGUAAAAUAGGGAAAAUAUUUGGAGCUCUGUUUAUUUUUAAAAUGACAGUAUUGGCAAAAAAUUUUAAAUGUAAUGUUCAAUAGAAAUCAUUUCUAUGCAAUGACAAAUACCUAUUAAACAAAACUGUUUGUAGAUACAUUGUAUAUCCCAUCUUUGUAUGUGAAGCAUAAACAAUAUCAGUAAUCAUAAUAAUCAAAAAUUAUGCUGUCCCUGAGUCCAAACAAGUUAUUUACUGAUUCUUUUAAAACAUUUGUGCACUGGGAUCUGAACCACUUUUCUGCUCAGCUAAUGGAUGAUUAUGAGGACCCUUGUGUAAGGAAAAAACAUUGCAAAUGUGUCCCAAUAUUGGGCAAGCUAUGCUAACUAACUAAAUGUAGCUAGCUAUAAGACACAAAUUACUCAACAGAACUACUCUACAACCUACAUGGAAAAAGUAGCUUGCUAUUUGGAUACAAUAUAUAGGCCUAUAUAUAUAUACACAUAAUAUAUUACACAGAUCUCCAGAAUACUUUAUUCUGAUUGACACUUCAAAUUCCAAAGAAGUACAGUGGCCAAAAUGCUUCUGUUUUAAAAUGUAUUUUGGUGUACAGCUUGUUAUGUUAAUUGAGCAACAGACAUGAUUGCAAUUUUCACUAGUUUUCAGAUAAUUUUUACUUACAGAUAGGGUAUGGAAUUAGUGCAUUUGGCAUAUUGUCCAGGAAUAAAACUCCAAGCUCAGAAUUCAGCCCAAACCCAGAGUACCACAUCAAGAAUCAGCAUAUAAAUCUCAACAACGGUGACAUGCUUAAUGCUGCAAUGCAUGCUGGGAGUC
Molecule: messenger RNA, 2283 nt
Organism: Megalobrama amblycephala (Wuchang bream)
Lineage: Eukaryota; Metazoa; Chordata; Actinopteri; Cypriniformes; Xenocyprididae
Product: olfactory receptor 4D11-like
Exons: 1
Coding region: 364-1341 (325 amino acids)
Biological process (GO): G protein-coupled receptor signaling pathway
Cellular component (GO): membrane
Molecular function (GO): olfactory receptor activity; G protein-coupled receptor activity
Source: RefSeq, a predicted model, not a curated record